Molecule: messenger RNA, 1371 nt
Organism: Ostreococcus tauri
Lineage: Eukaryota; Viridiplantae; Chlorophyta; Mamiellophyceae; Mamiellales; Bathycoccaceae
Product: Glycosyl transferase, family 1
Exons: 2
Coding region: 1-1371 (456 amino acids)
Biological process (GO): GPI anchor biosynthetic process
Cellular component (GO): glycosylphosphatidylinositol-N-acetylglucosaminyltransferase (GPI-GnT) complex
Molecular function (GO): phosphatidylinositol N-acetylglucosaminyltransferase activity
Source: RefSeq, a predicted model, not a curated record
AUGCGCGACGUCCAGGACGCGUCCCCAUCGACGCGCGUCGCCGAGAUGCCGUCGAAACACUGCGUGCUCAUGCUCAGUGACUUUUUCCUUCCGACGAUCGGCGGCGUCGAGCUCCACAUCCACGCCCUGGCAUCGCGGCUUCGCGCCCGGGGACACAAAGUGGUCGUCUUCACGCACGCCCAGCCCGGACGCGAGGGCGUCGUACGGUGGCUCGCUGGUGGGAUCAAGGUGUAUCACGUCCCGCGCGUGGUCUUGUACGACAACUGCACGUUUCCAAGCUUUAUGGGUAAUUUUAAAUUGUUUAGAAAGGUGUGCAUUCGAGAGGGCGUCACCAUUGUGCACGCGCACCAAGGGUGCACGAUGAUGCACGAGGGAAUUUUGUACGCGCGCACGAUGGGAAUGAAGUGCGUGUUCACCGAUCACUCGCUGUUUGGAUUCGCUGACGUCGGAGCGAUUCACAUGAAUAAGCUGUUAGACAUGACGCUGUCGGAUACGCAGCACGUGAUUUGCGUCAGUCACACGGCAAAGGAGAAUACAAUUUUGCGCAGUGGAUACUUGCUCGGCGACGAGCCUGGUUUAGCACCGGAUCGCGUUAGUGUGAUUCCUAACGCCGUGGACGCCGCGCGAUUUAGACCAGAUCUCUCGAAGCGGACGAAGGGGCGGAUCACCGUGGUCGUCACGUCGAGAUUGAUGUACAGAAAGGGCGUGCACUUACUGGCGGGCGUCAUUCCUUUUGCGUGCGCGAGGCACAAAAAUUUAGAUUUUCUCAUCGCGGGCGACGGAUCGAUGCGACAGCAUCUCGAAAAAGUCAUCGAUGAUGAAAAUUUGAGAGGGCGCGUCACCCUUCUCGGACACGUGCCGCACGAACGUGUCCCCGAGGUGCUUCGUCGAGGCGACGUGUUCCUCAACGCAUCGCUCACAGAAUCCUUCUGCAUUGCGAUCCUCGAGGCGGCUUCGUGCGGUAAUCUCGUCGUUGCUACCGCCGUCGGGGGAGUUCCGGAAGUUCUACCGGAUGAUGUGAUGUUCUUGGCCAAGCCAGACGUGGAAUCCAUCCUGGACGCCUUGGAGGAUUGCCUCGAUGCGCUCCCACACGCCGAUCCGUGGAAGCUUCACACGCGCGUCUCUGAGCUGUACAACUGGGAUGACGUCGCCCGCCGCGUCGAGAUCGCGUAUGGGCGCGCGUAUGAGACGUACGAUACGUUCAUGGGUCGUUUAUAUAGGAUAUACCGCCGUGGUAUUAUUUUCGGUAAGAUGUUAUGGUGCGUCUCCGUCGUGAGCUACUUGUGGUGGCGCGCGCUGCAGUGGCUCGAGCCCGAGUUUACGAUCGAGCGCGCACUCGAGCUCGCCGACGAGAACGAUGCGGAGGAAUAG